UAUUCCCAAAGGUGUCCGAGUAAUAUAGAAGAACCUAAUCUAACAUGUGUCUCAGAAUUCCUCCUCCUAGGCCUCUCAGAGGAUCCAGACCUGCAGCCCAUAGUCUUCGGACUGUUCCUGUCCAUGUACCUGGUCACUGUCCUUGGGAACCUGCUCAUCAUCCUAGCGGUCAGCUCUGACCCCCACCUCCACAAGACCAUGUACUUCUUCCUCUCCAACCUGUCCUUGACAGACAUCUGUUCCAUCUCCACCAUGGUCCACAAGAUGAUUGUGAACAUCCAAACUCACAGCAGAGCCAUCUCCUACAUGGGCUGCCUGACACAGAUGUCUCUUUUUGCCAAUUUUGUCUGUAUGGAUGACAUGCUUCUGACUGUGAUGGUCUAUGACCGGUUUGUGGCCAUCUGUCACCUCCUGCGAUACCCAGUCAUUAUGAACCCUCAUCUCUGUGGCUUCUUAGUCAUGGUAUAUUUAUUAAUUAGCCUUUUCAACUCCCUGCUGCACAGUUUGAUUAUACUACAGUUUGCCUACUUCAAGGAUGUGGAAAUUUCUAACUUCUUCUGUGACCCUUCUCAACUCUUCAAUCUUGCCUGUUCUGAUACUUUUACCAAUAACAUAGUCAUUUAUGUUAUAGGUGGCAUAUUUGGCUUUCUUCCCAUCUCAGGGGUCCUUUUCUCUUAUUAUAAAAUUGUUUCCUCCAUUCUGAGGAUCCCAUCCUCAGCAGGGAAGUACAAAGCCUUCUCCACCUGUGGGUCUCACCUGGCAGUUGUUUGUCUAUUUUGUGGAACAGGUAUUUUAGAGUACCUUGGCACAGCUGUCUCACAUUCUCCCAGGAAGAGUACAGUGGCCUCAGUGAUGUACACUAUGAUCAGACCCAUGCUGAACCCCUUCAUCUACAGCCUGAGGAGCAGGGACAUUAAAAGUGCCCUGAGGAGGCUGCACAGCAGGAUGGCCUAA
This is a messenger RNA of Marmota flaviventris (yellow-bellied marmot), 954 nucleotides long. The record is from RefSeq and is a predicted model, not a curated record. NCBI's taxonomy places the organism in Eukaryota, Metazoa, Chordata, Mammalia, Rodentia, Sciuridae.